Messenger RNA from Nematostella vectensis (starlet sea anemone), 2441 nucleotides. RefSeq names its product tauropine dehydrogenase. The record is from RefSeq and is a predicted model, not a curated record. The coding region runs from base 202 to 1422 and encodes 406 amino acids. Lineage: Eukaryota; Metazoa; Cnidaria; Anthozoa; Actiniaria; Edwardsiidae. Gene Ontology annotation, molecular function: oxidoreductase activity. The transcript is spliced from 3 exons.
AUAUCUAUAUUCUAUCGUUAUGUAUUUGUGACAUUUUUCUCCACGCGUUUUGUUUGUGCGCCUCGCACUGCAUAUGUGUCGGGAUCCCUGUGAUCCAUGUCUCUCCCAGUCUCAUACCGCGCAUGCAAACAAGUAUAAAGCCCCGGGUCAGGGCUACAUUUGCAAUUCUCAACGACAAUCAAUACAACAGUAAACUAAGUGAUGCCAAGGACGAUGAAACUUGUGGUCUGCGGAGGAGGUAAUGGUGCACAUGCUUUAGCCGGUGUUGCGUCAGCGGAUCCCAACAUUAACGUGUGCGUGUUCACCCUUUCUAACGCUGACCGCUGGAAUGAAUCAAUGCGAAAACAUGGAUUUGAGGUGGCCAUUUAUCGGCGUGGCAAGGAUACCAUUCACAUGACCUCAAAGCCAGACCUGGUGACCAAAGACCCACAACAAGCAAUUCCAGGAAGUGACGUCAUUAUUUUGAUAAUGCCAGCUUUCGCACAUGCGCAGUACCUAUGUGCCAUUAAACCGUACAUUGAACCAGGUAUGGUUUUGGUGGCUCUUCCCAGCCAGGGAGGGUUCGAAUUAGAGGCAAUGCAGAUUCUGGGCAAAGAGAUUACUAAUAUUUGCACCAUCAUUUGCUUUGAGUCUAUUCCCUGGGCGUGUCGCUAUUGGGAGUAUGGUGUAUUUUGUGAGAUUCUUGGAAUCAAAAAAAGUCUUGAGGGCGCUUUUCACCGCAGCAAAGUGGCCCCUAAAGUCGACCCCAUACCCACGCUACAGCGUAUAGUGGGAGAGGAGACGGUACUAAAGGUCAAAGGUCAUACAGUGGGAAACACGCUCAUGUCCGUCAAUGCCUACAUCCACUCGGCAAUUCUAUACGACCGCUGGGUGGACUGGGACGGUAAGCCCCUACAAGAAGCACCGCUGUUCUACCAAGGGAUCAGCAAGAGAGCCGCUGAUCUUUUAGACGACAUGUCCAAUGAAGUUCUUGCAAUAGCCAAGGAAAUCACAAGGCGUUUCCCUGAAGUAGACAUGUCUCAAGCUAUCCAUAUCCACGACUGGUACCUGAGAUGUUACCCGGAUGACAUAACGGAUAAGUCCACACUUAAAACCACUCUUCAAACAAAUGUUGCAUACCGCGGGCUCAUGCACCCCAUGACCAAGACCGAGGGAGGGCUUGUUCCUACAUUCAAAUCUCGCUACUCCACUGAAGAUAUCCCGUAUGGCCUCGUGGUCAUCAAAGGAAUAGCGGAGCUGUUUGGGGUGCCGACCCCACAGAGCGAUAAAGUGCUUUUGUGGAUGCAGGAAAAGCUCGGUAAAGAAUACUUGGUGGAUGGAAAGCUACAGGGUCAUGACGUCAUGGAAACAAGGGCGCCGCAAAAGUACGGCAUUUCCAAGAUUGAGGAACUAUUCCCAGGCUAUGAAUUAGUGCUUGCAUGAUUUGGUUUAAAAGAUCAAACGGGAACACAAAGAUUUUUAACGGCAAUCGCGAAACGUGUAACGGUUCCUAAAACGCGGUGCUCGAGAGGAAAGCGCGAUUUUAGUUGAAGUUUGAGGAAAUACGCAUCGGGGAAAUAAGGCAAAUACUCCGCUUCCAUCCUGUUCCUUAGAAGCCAGCUGGGCUACUUGUUCCUAUGACGCGAAAAUACAUGCAUGCCCCCUUGCUAUCUCGGUGAUGGUCGUAUAAAAAGAGGCCUAAUCUGAGUGACAAUUAUGUGGCUAAUAGACGUUUUUUUUUGCGAUGAAGCAUGCCAAGACAUUUGCAGCGUCCAACGAUAUAAAAGGGCGAGAUCGCUUAUUUCACUAAUGCUAGAAUUUGUGUGCAAAUCAAAGGGCGCUGCUAAUAUUUUUUUUAAUAGCACACUAACUAUAAUAUUUUUAGUAGCCAUAUUUUUGUCCUAUUUCCUUGUAUUUUUUAUUAAUUGCUAAUCUAGUUGCGCCAUCUCGUACCCGGGGGGGGGGGGGGGGGGGGGGAGGGCGAGGGGGUACUCCAAUAUCAAACGGACGGGGAUCAUCGUCGGUUUUUUUUUUAAACAACCCUAAAAGAUACUAAAUCCUCGCGGAUUUGCAUAAGCAUAGUCUUUCAGCACUCCAUUACAUCAUAACAAAACUGAUAAUCAUCUGUAACUAGAACGUGUUAGAUUUCUCGUGGUCGAAAAAGCAGGCUUAACAAACAGAUCAUUGUUAAGCUCGCUAUCAAUAAUCCGUGGGGCGUGUGAUCUGAAAAACACCGAUUGACGUUUUAACGUUCUUUCAUGAGCUAGAAGUUAGAUGAGCGUAGCUAUAUAGCACCCUAAAAGAUACCGAGGUAAAAAAAAUCUGAGCGUUCUCAUUUUCACCCCUAGGGAGUACCCCCCCCCCCCCCUCCCAGGGAUCUCGUAUAGGGGUGUACACUAGAAUUGCGCCCUGAGAGUAUAUAUAAUAAUAAAAAAAUAAUAAAAAUGCAUGUGAUUUUCGAA